Gekko japonicus is the source of this 1561-nucleotide messenger RNA. It is a transcript of the gene YEATS4, whose product is annotated as YEATS domain containing 4. Gene Ontology annotation, biological process: regulation of DNA-templated transcription. Lineage: Eukaryota; Metazoa; Chordata; Lepidosauria; Squamata; Gekkonidae. The transcript is spliced from 7 exons. The record is from RefSeq and is a predicted model, not a curated record. The coding region runs from base 234 to 917 and encodes 227 amino acids.
GCAGGGCGGCGGAGCGCUGCCAACUGCGUUCCUCUCCAUGGCCGGAAGUGGUUCAGGCACAGCGUGAAGGGGGGGGGGGGUGCGAGCGCGGUGGGAAAGGCUGAGGGAGGGAGCAUUUGGCUUCUUACGCUCCGUGGCGCUUCAAGCGUGAGGGCAGAUGGGGGAGGCCUCGCCUUAGGGCGGCCUGGCUGCUCUCGAGCGGCGUGAGGAGGAGCCUUCGUUUCCGGUGCAAUAUGUUCAAGAGAAUGGCUGAGUUUGGGCCUGACUCUGGAGGGAGAGUGAAGGGUGUUACUAUUGUGAAACCUAUAGUUUAUGGGAAUGUUGCACGCUAUUUUGGGAAGAAACGGGAAGAGGAUGGACACACACAUCAGUGGACAGUUUAUGUUAAACCUUAUAGAAAUGAGGAUAUGUCUGCCUACGUAAAGAAAAUUCAGUUUAAGUUGCAUGAAAGCUAUGGUAAUCCAUUAAGAGUUGUAACUAAACCACCAUAUGAAAUCACUGAAACCGGAUGGGGUGAAUUUGAAAUUAUCAUUAAAAUAUUUUUUAUUGAUCCUAAUGAGAGACCUGUGACCCUGUACCAUUUGCUGAAGUUGUUUCAGUCCGAUACUAAUGCAAUCCUGGGGAAAAAAACUGUAGUUUCUGAAUUCUAUGAUGAGAUGAUUUUCCAGGAUCCUACUGCAAUGAUGCAACAACUCCUGACUACAUCUCGUCAAUUAACACUUGGUGCUUAUAAGCAUGAAACAGAAUUUGCCAAUGUGGAAGUAAAAACUCGGGAGAAGCUAGAAGCUGCCAAAAAGAAAACCAGUUUUGAGAUUGCUGAACUUAAAGAAAGAUUAAAAGCAAGUCGUGAAACUAUAAACUGUUUGAAAAGUGAAAUCAGGAAACUUGAAGAUGAUGAUCAGUCCAAAGAGAUAUGAUACAUACAAACCUUCUAAAGAGCCGAUCAUGGAACUGAUUCAGAUUUUGUAGCAGCAACUGCAUAUAAGGGAUUUAGACAUUUCUUUGCAAGGGGAAAUCAACAUGUGCCAUUUCUUUUUAAGUAGUAUUUUCAUAAUUGAAAUUAAAGAUGUUUUAUCUCUUAUUUUAAAUCAUACAACUACCUCAGAACUGAAAAAAAUAUUCUAAAUUGCAUUUGAGGUAAAGAACCUAAGCAUUUGUAUUGUUCUUCACUGAGCCGUAUAUGAAAUCUCUCUGCGUAAUUGGUGUUCAUAUAUUUAGUAAUAUUGUUCACUUUAAGAGCUACUCAGCCAUUGACCUAGAUAGGAGGAAGUCUUUGGUGCAUAGGUAAGUAAAGUAACAGUGCCAUCCCACGCAAAGUUAUGUUCCUGACUUCAGUGGAUUUAAGAUUAGAAUGGCACUGUGAGUUUCAUGUGGGUUUCUGUUCAGCAUUUUCAGGAUCAUCUGAUAAAGUAUCUGUUGGACAAAGAAGAGUUGCUGUUGGGUUUACAUAGGAUACACCUGACAGAUUAUAAAUUUUACAGUUUUUGUGCUCUGUGUGAAUUGCAGAUACCAGCCUGUGAAUAAAAGUAUUUUGGGACAGUCUUAUUUCAUGUUGCUGUGG